GCUAUCGGGUGGAACACAAGCUAUCCGCUCAGCCCUGGCCUUCUGCCAUGGAAAAGAGUCAUGUAAAGCGGGAGGUGAAGAGGCUGCUGGGAGAGUAUAUCGGCAUCAGACUUCGGGAAAAUGAAUUUGAUCCAAAAGGAAGAGGUCAACUCACCUUUCUAGAUGAGAUGGUAAAGAGUGUCCUGCUGGUGCAACUCCCAUUGUGUUCUGCCCACUAUGACCUGGCCAUCAGUGUUGCUUGUCAAUGGGUAGAUCCCUCAGAAGAUUUAACUUGGCUCCAGUGGGAGAAACUGAAAGCUCCACUUCGCGGCAGACCCAUGUAUCCAAACCGAAGAGAGCGUGAAGCAGUGAUCUUAUCAUCUUACGCUGGAGUCUUAAUGAACAGUAUCCCAAUUGAGGAAGUCCUGAAAAUUUACGGGGCCCAUUCGUCUACUGAACCUGAUUCUACAAAGGUCUCCCCGGCUCUGUUGCCCCGCCGCUCCUUGCACCCUUUUGCCAUGUUGACAGCACCCAACGCAGCAGAGUGCAACCGCAGACAGAGUGUCAAGCUGAGGAGAGGGGCAAUGCCAAAGAAUGCCUCCAGCGGCUCUACCAAGAAAGCAAUGGUUCAGAAUAAAAAUCCUGGAAACGAUGCUCAUAUGCGCAGCUCAAGAACAAGGUCACCUAGAAAUGAGAACUAGCACCAUGGUUGCGUAAGAGCCUCUGGGAGCAGACAGGAAGCUUCGCCUUAAAGCUGCAAUCGUCACCAGCGCACCCUUUCUCCGCAGUCAGCCGUUGCUGUAAACGGCAUUGCCUCUCAAGCCUGCCCUUAGCCUUCUUCUCUUGGAAGCAUAUU
This is a messenger RNA of Chionomys nivalis (European snow vole), 835 nucleotides long. It is a transcript of the gene C2H2orf80, whose product is annotated as chromosome 2 C2orf80 homolog. The coding region runs from base 48 to 680 and encodes 210 amino acids. Lineage: Eukaryota; Metazoa; Chordata; Mammalia; Rodentia; Cricetidae. The transcript is spliced from 8 exons. The record is from RefSeq and is a predicted model, not a curated record.